AUGGGCUCCAACUGUCUCCUCCGCCGACCCUUUAUAUUCGUCCUGCUCUUACUAUUCACGAUAUGCCAUCCCUCCACUGCGACAAGUCUCCCGCAAGCCGCCCCAUCCCAACGCCACAAUGGACUUUCAUACAUCAACCGUCUGCUCAACCUUCCUUUUGCCUGGUCUUCGAAGAAAUCUAGAAAGAAUCUAAACCAAUGGCUCGAUACGCACCCGAAUCUCCUGCGGAAUUUGCGACGAUAUGAAAACGAAGUGGUUAUACGAUUCAACGUCUCAACAAACGCACAUGAGGCAGCCUUGAGAAAGGCCAUUGAUCAGAUGCUGCUCGAUGUUUGGGAUUUCACAGAUAAUUACACUGAUGUGCGCAUUGAAGCUCGUCGCAUUCGUCCGUUGAUGGGUAUCCUCCCGCCCUCUCUACACGACAACCAUUUCAUCCUGAUUCCCGAUCUGGCUCGUCUCGUUGCCGCUACCUAUCCAUCAGAUGCUUCCUCUCACUCGAUCGUCCAACCCCCGUCUAAUGGCCGGGGCAUCACCCCCGCGAAUGACAUCCCCCCGCCUAAGAGGCGAGGGGUCGAUGACAUGUUCUUUCACGAUUACCAGCCACUCUCGGUUAUUAAUUCUUGGAUGAAACUACUAGACUCUAUGUUUAGGGGCCGUGGUCUCGUUCGGAUGAUUAGCAUUGGAAAAUCGUACGAAGGGCGCGAUAUACCAGCGUUAAGGGUGGGCAUACCAGCCAGCAGUGCGGCGCCGGAUAGCUCAGACGGCCCCAAAAAUACAAUCCUCAUUACUGGUGGUAUUCACGCGCGCGAGUGGAUCUCGUCAAGCACGGUGAAUUACGUCGCUUGGUCCUUCAUCAGGUCUAUCGAUGAAGACCCGAUGAUAGUCAAAAUUCUCGAGAAUUUCGACAUUGUCUUUGUUCCUGUCCUGAACCCGGAUGGGUAUGAGUAUACAUGGGACGUUGACCGUCUGUGGCGCAAAUCUAGACAGCGCACUAAGAUGCAGUAUUGCCCUGGAUUUGACCUAGAUCACGCCUUUGGAUAUAGAUGGGAUGCUACGCAACACCAGACUGAGCCGUGCUCUGAAAGUUUUGGUGGUUACCAGCCAUUCGAAGCCGUCGAAGCAGCCCAGCUAGCAGAUUGGGCCAAAAACGAGACAGACAAUGGUGUUAAGUUCGUGGCUUAUCUUGACCUCCAUUCAUACUCGCAGCAAGUCCUAUAUCCUUAUGCAUAUUCGUGUGCCGUCCGUCCGCCAAAUAUUGAAAAUUUACAAGAGGUAGCUAUGAGUUUGGCAAAACAUAUGAGACUUUCCAAUGGAGAAGUAUACACUACCACUUCUGCUUGUGAGGGGGCUGUGGCAAGCGCAGGCGAUGGAACAAAUGCGGAAAGAGUACGAGUUGAGGCGGGUGGAGGCUCAGCCAUCGACUAUAUCUUCCAUGAAUUGGGGGCUCGUUACAGCUAUCAGAUCAAACUACGAGACACCGGGAGCUAUGGGUUCUUACUUCCGAGCGAAUACAUCAUCCCUACCGGCGAGGAGUUAUACCAGGCAAUGAAAUACCUCGGGGACUAUCUUCUUGGCAACAACGGUCAUGAGUCAUGGGAUAGUGCUAGAGUUGGCGAACAACAAUCCGAGCAGACUACUCUAGUCGCCGAGGAAGACGAAGAUAUUGCAGAACUUCGAAGGAGGCGUCGAAGGAGAUGUAUCGGAUGCACAUAG
This is a messenger RNA of Annulohypoxylon truncatum, 1713 nucleotides long. RefSeq lists its product as uncharacterized. The coding region runs from base 1 to 1713 and encodes 570 amino acids. Gene Ontology annotation, biological process: proteolysis. The record is from RefSeq and is a predicted model, not a curated record. The transcript has 2 exons. Gene Ontology annotation, molecular function: zinc ion binding; metallocarboxypeptidase activity. NCBI's taxonomy places the organism in Eukaryota, Fungi, Ascomycota, Sordariomycetes, Xylariales, Hypoxylaceae.